CUAAAGAAAGGACUAGCAACAGCACAUAAAACAAAACUGAAAGGAGGAUGUCAACUGUUAAAAGAAGCAGAGUGAGACACAGACUCCAUUCUUGGACCAACCUGCAGAGAGGGACACUGACACAAACAUCUGAAUCUGAAAAAUGAGCUUCCAGUGGGCUGAAGAUGACUUUUUGCCUCCGGGCGUGGUUCGAAUGGACCGUGAAGGGCCAAGAGAUGGUAGAACCUACAUCAUGUACCAUGGCACCACCAGUGCGAGUGCUCGAUCUAUCCUGGCUUUAGGUUUUCGCCAGUCUCUGGACGGGAUGCUCGGUAGGGGCGUGUACCUCAGCAGAGACCUGGAGAAAGCGAGUCGCUAUCCCAUCGAUCAUCCUGAGAAUGACAGGGUUGUCAUUAAGGUUAAGGUCAAUGUGGGAAUGGUUAAAGCCAUCGAUCGUCAGAACCACCCACUUCAGAUGACCUGGCAUGACCACGGUUACGACACCGCCUGGGUGCCGCCCAACUGUGGGAUGGUGAGGAGCGGCCUGGAGGAGAAUUGUGUCUGGGACCCGAAGCGAAUCUCAAUCAUUGAUGACUUUUUGCCUCCGGGCGUGGUUCGAAUGGACCGUGAAGGGCCAAGAGAUGGUAGAACCUACAUCAUGUACCAUGGCACCACCAGUGCGAGUGCUCGAUCUAUCCUGGCUUUAGGUUUUCGCCAGUCUCUGGACGGGAUGCUCGGUAGGGGCGUGUACCUCAGCAGAGACCUGGAGAAAGCGAGUCGCUAUCCCAUCGAUCAUCCUGAGAAUGACAGGGUUGUCAUUAAGGUUAAGGUCAAUGUGGGAAUGGUUAAAGCCAUCGAUCGUCAGAUGUUCUAGAACCACCCACUUCAGAUGACCUGGCAUGACCACGGUUACGACACCGCCUGGGUGCCGCCCAACUGUGGGAUGGUGAGGAGCGGCCUGGAGGAGAAUUGUGUCUGGGACCCGAAGCGAAUCUCAAUCAUUGGCACCAUUGAACCAAAACCUGUCUAGGGCGCUGGAUGUGGUGCCUGGGGCUAUAGGUAAACUCAGGAGCAGGUUCUGAUUAUUUUGUACAUUCAAAUGUAUUUUUAUAUGUUUGGAUAAGAAAUCAUAAAUUGUGAUAUUUUGUAACCAUGUCACUGUAACCUGAAAAAUAAAUGUGUCAUAAAAAGUU
Messenger RNA from Oreochromis niloticus (Nile tilapia), 1172 nucleotides. RefSeq lists its product as uncharacterized. Gene Ontology annotation, molecular function: NAD+ poly-ADP-ribosyltransferase activity. The record is from RefSeq and is a predicted model, not a curated record. NCBI's taxonomy places the organism in Eukaryota, Metazoa, Chordata, Actinopteri, Cichliformes, Cichlidae. Gene Ontology annotation, cellular component: cytoplasm.